Messenger RNA from Haplochromis burtoni (Burton's mouthbrooder), 2608 nucleotides. It is a transcript of the gene tubb6, whose product is annotated as tubulin, beta 6 class V. Gene Ontology annotation, cellular component: microtubule; cytoplasm. The transcript is spliced from 7 exons. Gene Ontology annotation, biological process: microtubule cytoskeleton organization; mitotic cell cycle. The record is from RefSeq and is a predicted model, not a curated record. Lineage: Eukaryota; Metazoa; Chordata; Actinopteri; Cichliformes; Cichlidae. Gene Ontology annotation, molecular function: GTPase activity; structural constituent of cytoskeleton; GTP binding. Bases 1174 to 2514 code for a protein of 446 amino acids.
UCCAGGAGAAAUCUGCUUGUCCCCGAUCAGGUUUGUUCCAAAGUCCACAGAGCCUCGAAUCUCACCAGACGCAUUUCAGAAGGAGAACUUUACCCUCCACAAAGACUCCGAGGUGAUGGUAACACUGGUGAACCUGGUUAUCGAGCUGCCACGCCCCUAAUAAUGCAAACUCCACUUUAAACAGCAGGGGGCAGCACACCCAAACCUCAGCGCCUCAUGUUGGCUGGAGGAGACCUUCAGAGUUGGAUGUGUGGAGGCUGUGGUGCAGACACUUUUCUUUGUUUCAUAUGCGGCUGCAGGUUCCUGAGUGACGUGGGUCACGCCUCCUCUUCCUCCCCGCCACUGUGUCUGAAGGAGGAUCGGUCACGGAGCAAAGCUCCUGUUUUACAGCCUUUGCUGUAAACUGACACUGCUGCUGGCCUCAGCAACAGCUGACCGUGCUUCAUCAUCAUCAUCCCACUCUGAGGGACGGUCUGCGCAUGCUCAAUCAGCUUCCAGCUCCGCGGACACCUGUUUACUCAUGAGUGUUUGCUUUAACUGUCAAAGCAAUUAUUUUGAAAAUCUGAUAUAUGUUAAAGUUGAACAUGUAUCAGAUUUUCAAAAUAAUUAUACGGUAAUUCAUCUGCGCAGCCGUGUCAGAGUUUCACAAUAAAAAGAAUUUAAAAAAUGAUUUUAAAUGUCAGGAUAUCCUGAUGAAAUCCUCCACGUACUUCACCGGCGUGAUCAGAUUGUAGGAGUUACAAAAUAAAAGCCGCAGUUUACAGAGAUGCGCAAGGAUGCGUUAAAGUGUCAGAUUUUCAAAAUAAAUUCCUGCCAUUUAUUUCGUAGUAAGUUUUAAUUCUUUCCCCUCUAUCAGCUGUUCUUCUGAACAACCACGAGGAGCCUCCGUCACUCCAGCUGUUCCACGCAGACUGUCCACAGUGAUCACAGCCUGCCUGAAGGCGUCCGCGUGUUUUUACCUGACAGGUGGUGUUAAACGCAGUGGGCUCUGCUGUGGGUGUGAGCUCAUUGCUGGACACAGGUUCAUGCUGACUGGGACAAACUGGACCGCGCCCCCCCCCCCCCCGGGCGUGGUGACGUGAACGCGCCUGACAGGAGGAGAGAUGAAGCAGGACGCGCGCUCCCGCUCCGCAGACUCACAGCAGAGCUUCAGCGGACACACGCGGAGGAACCAUGAGGGAGAUCGUUCACAUCCAAGCGGGACAGUGCGGGAACCAGAUCGGGACCAAGUUCUGGGAAGUGAUCAGUGACGAGCACGGCAUCGACCCCGCAGGGAACUAUGUGGGUGACUCAAGUCUGCAGCUGGACAGAGUCAACGUCUACUACAACGAGGCCUCCUCGCAUAAAUACGUCCCCCGGGCCGUGCUGGUCGACCUGGAACCGGGAACCAUGGACAGCGUGCGCUCGGGAGCCUUCGGACAACUCUUCAGACCAGAUAACUUCAUCUUUGGUCAGACAGGUGCAGGGAACAACUGGGCCAAAGGUCACUACACGGAAGGGGCGGAGCUUGUGGACUCUGUCCUGGACAUAGUGAGGAAGGAGUGCGAGCACUGCGACUGUCUCCAGGGCUUCCAGCUGACUCACUCUCUGGGAGGGGGCACUGGCUCGGGGAUGGGCACCCUGCUGAUCAGCAAGAUCCGGGAGGAGUACCCCGACCGGAUCAUGAACACCUUCAGCGUCAUGCCCUCACCGAAGGUGUCGGACACAGUGGUGGAGCCUUACAACGCCACCCUGUCGGUGCACCAGCUGGUAGAAAACACAGAUGAGACCUACUGCAUCGACAACGAGGCCCUUUACGACAUCUGCUUCCGCACUCUUAAACUCACCACCCCCACCUACGGCGACCUCAACCACCUGGUGUCGGCCACCAUGAGCGGCGUGACGACCUCGCUCCGUUUCCCCGGACAGCUCAACGCAGAUCUCCGCAAGCUGGCCGUGAACAUGGUUCCUUUCCCCAGGCUGCACUUCUUCAUGCCGGGGUUUGCUCCUCUGACAGCGCGGGGCAGCCAGCAGUAUCGAGCGCUCACUGUUCCCGAGCUCACCCAGCAGAUGUUUGACGCCAGGAACAUGAUGGCGGCUUGCGACCCUCGCCACGGACGCUAUCUGACCGUGGCCACCGUCUUCCGGGGGCCCAUGUCCAUGAAGGAGGUGGACGAGCAGAUGCUGAAUAUCCAGAACAAGAACAGCAGCUACUUCGUGGAGUGGAUCCCCAACAACGUGAAGGUGGCUGUCUGCGACAUCGCUCCCCGAGGGCUCAAGAUGGCCGCCACCUUCAUCGGCAACAGCACCGCCAUCCAGGAGCUGUUCAAGCGGAUCUCUGAGCAGUUCUCGGCCAUGUUCCGCCGAAAGGCAUUUCUGCACUGGUUCACCGGCGAGGGCAUGGACGAGAUGGAGUUCACGGAGGCGGAAAGCAACAUGAACGACCUGGUGUCCGAGUACCAGCAGUACCAGGAAGCCACCGCCAACGACGGCGAGGAGAACUUUGAGGACGAGGAGGAUGAGAUCAACGAGUAAGAGUAUGGAGGACCACAAGAGCCACACGUAUCGAAAUAAAGAAAUCUGUGCUUAAAUAAUGAAUUGUACAAUAAAUUCUGCAUUUGUAAAUUCA